Messenger RNA from Cladophialophora yegresii CBS 114405, 3096 nucleotides. RefSeq lists its product as uncharacterized. NCBI's taxonomy places the organism in Eukaryota, Fungi, Ascomycota, Eurotiomycetes, Chaetothyriales, Herpotrichiellaceae. The record is from RefSeq and is a predicted model, not a curated record. The transcript has 6 exons. Gene Ontology annotation, biological process: nuclear division. Bases 1 to 3096 code for a protein of 1031 amino acids. Gene Ontology annotation, molecular function: mRNA binding. Gene Ontology annotation, cellular component: cytoplasm; nucleus.
AUGCACAAGAUCAGCAACUUCACCGGCCAGGCCCGUCAUGGCUGGGAACGGAUGACUCCUGCGGCGUUUGGCAUGUCGAGGUUUCACCAGGACAUGCCCACGCCGCAACCAUUGAGACGUCCGCAGGGCUCGCCAGGAAUCGUAUCUCAGCCGGCGUCCGAGGCCUCGCCCGUCAACCUUUCGUUCAAUGUGCCCUUUGCCUCAAACCUUGCCGGCCCAGAGCCCGAUGAGAUCCUACACUCGAGUCCUGGCGCUUUUCAGCGAUGGACCUUCCCAGCGGGAACACCAGAGGGCACGCCUACUCACAAGUUACCGGUACACGUGCAAAAUGAGGAUACACUGCGUUCGUUAUGUGCCUACAUUAGUGAACAGAGUGGAGGACACAUUCAAGCUACUGUCACCUCGUCAGAACCUAAGACUGGACCAGCUCUGCACAGAAAAUCUCAAGGGCUGGUGACCAAUGUGUGCAUAUCGGGUGAUGGAGAUUUGGUGUUUAAGAUGCGAGCAAAGAUCCUGAAUGAGACGCCGAUCAUGAUGCGCUCAGCAAUUGUGGACAUUGAUCCAGGCUUGAUUCUUGACGGAGCCGAGACUGGCAUCCGCUCCAGUGUCCUCAGUCACAUUGACCUUUGUGCCAAAUACACGGGCACAGACAUAUUCCUUCUCAAGCCCCGAAGUGCUGAUACAUCCUUGGCCAAUCCCGCUUACAGCGAGGAGACCGACAGUGGUCUGGACCAACGGUAUCGAGUCAACAUUUUUGGUGACAUGGAGAGCGUUGAACAUGCGAAGACCCGAGCUCUGAUGAUGAUCGACCAGAUUCUCAAACACAAAAUCGAUGUGAUCAAACUUGAGGUGUCGAUGCACACGUUGGUUUCCGGUCGUACCGGCAAGAACAUCAAAAUGAUCGAGUCAGCUACCAAGACCGCCAUAUACUUUCCGCCUCCGUUCCCUGGGGUCUUUGGCUACGUCCCUCCUCAUGCCACACGCCGGGCGGCAGACGAGAUCUUUAUUACCGGAGAGACACAGGAGCGCAUCAACCAGGCAAAGCAGAAACUGAAAGAGCUGGUGAUGAGCAUCAAACUCUACUCCAAGGAUGCUGUGGUGUCUGCAAGCAAGAUUGACAACAUCUUACUCGACCGACUCGAGAAGGUACGCAAGAUCAUGGAGACAAACGGCUCCCACGUCUUGUUCCCUCAGCUUGGUAGCCAGAGAGGUCUUGUCCGCGUGCAAGGUACUGAAGUUUUACAUGUGGAGAGGACAGUGAAGGAAAUCAUGGCACUCGCUGGUCAAUUCUUCAGCGCAUCCUGGUGGAUCAUGAUGCCAGAUCCCUCCCAGGGUCCCACCCUUCGGGCUCCGUCACCGGAGGACAUUCGGAUCAUGCUGAGCGAUAUUUGCACCAACUCUGGUGCCGAGAUCAGCUUCGAGAAGUUCACAUUCACAAUCAAUGGCUCCGAUGACGCCGUAAAAGCCGCAAUGAUGGUGAUCAAUCAAAUUCCCUUCGUGAAGAAGACUCCAUAUCAGAUGCGAGUCAAAAUUGAGCUGGCCAACGAGCACAAGGAGUUCGUCAGUGGUAAGAAGAACGGCAAAAUCAACAAGAUCAUGGGUCAAAGCAAUGUCCAGAUCAUCUUCGACGGUUUCAACGAGUACAACUUCUAUAUUGACGUUGUAGGCAGCCAGUACGAGGCUACCAAGAACGGUUUAGACCUUGUGGAGCAGGAGAUGCCGGCGUCGAUCUCCUUUCACGUUCCUGACCAGUACCACAAACGCAUUAUCGGCAUUGGUGGCCAACACAUCCAACGCAUCAUGAAAAAAUACUCGGUCUUCGUGAAGUUCUCGAAUGCUAUGGAUCGUGGCGGUGUCGGUAAAGACGACGAUGAUAUCAAGGUUGAUAAUGUCAUUUGUCGGACACCAGCCCGAAAUGCGCAGAGUCUGGACCUGGUGAAGCAAGAGAUCAUGGACAUGGUGGAAAAAGCUGACGCCGAGUUCGUCUCCGAGACCGUCGUGAUCAACAGACUUUACCACCGCGAGCUGAUUGCUAGGCUUCCGGAAAUUGAGGAACUGGAGAAGAAAUGGAACUGCAAGAUUGAUUUUCCCAAUACGGAGCUAGCCAGCGACGUUGUCACCAUUUCCGGUCCCGAGUAUCAAGUACCCCAGGCGGUAGACGCUUUCUUGGGCAUGGUUCCCGAAAGCCACGAGAUCGCCUUCCAGAAGUCGGACGAGUUGGAAGCCUUUUUCACUAGCCCGGAAUUCUUCAACGAGCUCCGCCAGAAGUUCAGAAGUCAGUAUGAGGUAGACGUGCAUGCCAACCCGGAGCUUAGCAGUUUACCAAAGUCAGCGACCGCGUCCGUGGAACGCAUCUGUGGACCUUCAGAAGGGCGCCUGGUUCUCACGUAUACGCGGAACAAUGCAGGUGGGCUCAAGGAUGCUAUCGACUUUCUCAUCUCGCAGCUUGUUCCACGCGGGUUGGAUGCUAGUACCGUUCAGGGUGCCAUUCCUCGUCCGAAAUCAGACUCGUUUGAGGACUCGCUGCCGUUCUUCGAGUCAAAGCUCUUACAGAAUGCCCCCUCUCUUCACUCCACAGACUCUCCGUCACGCUCGAGCUUUGCCGAUGCAGAUAGCACGGCGGUGUCGGAGAGAGCAUCCAUCUUUGACCGGUUGCGCAAACCGGGCAGCCUUUCGUCAAUCUCAUCCUUCAUGAGCCGCAAGAAUCAAAACAACUCUCCAGGGACCUUCUUCAAGCACGCAUCGUCCAACGCCAGCAAGGCGUCUCUCAUCUCCAUGGAAAGUCGCGAGAGCGGAUACCGACACUUCUGGAACGAUAGCGGCGUCAAUCUUCCCGAGGAAGAUGCUUCUAACACUACAGUCAGUGGUGGCUGGCCAUCACGUUAUCAAGACAAUAAAUUUCCCUUCGGCAGUGGUGGCAGCAUUUCUGGAGACAGAACCCCGAAGCACGAGCCGCGGGCAAGUUUCGACUCGGGCAGGCCACCAACAUCACAUUCCUUUUCUUCAUACCCGGCUCCAAUUGGGCCACACCAUCACACUCAGAUCGCCGGUAGCGGGAACGGAUCUGGGAACCAUUUGAAUCUCCCUUUACGCUAG